CUUCAGAUAAAGAGUACAUACAAUAAUGUUUACGACUACAAAAGAAAUCGCGAGAGUUGAAUUCCUCUAGCUCUAGACAAGAAACUGCUGGGCGAUUAUACAUUUGUAAAACCCGAGUACAAAAAAAGAACAACGCAAACGAAUAACAAUAAAAUACAAGAAUACCUAUAGCGACUGUUAUCUUUUCGAACACCCUGUAUAUGAACACGUGGGAUGCUGAAAUCAGUAUAAAAGCUACAAUUCAGUCUAAACGGCCAGUAUUAUUAGUCGAAAUCUGUGCAAGAUAGGUUCCACAGGAUGGGGACCAAGUUAUUUACAACCUUGCUAAUCGUAGCGCUCUCACAGUUUGUUGUAUGCGAAAAGGUGGUUUUUUGCAAUUAUGAAGCCAAGGCUCACCUGAGAGACGGGUUGGCCAAAUUCGAGAUAACGGACAUCGAGCCUGCCCUCCAAUACUGCACCCAUCUGGUUUACGGCUAUGCGGCGAUCAACGACGACACCCUCAAGGUCACGCCCUUGAACGAGCAAUUUGACGUCAUCAAGGACAAUUACCGCAAGGUCACCGAUCUUAAGAAGAAGUAUCCUAAGUUGAAGGUGUUGCUGUCCGUUGGCGGUAACGAUGAUGUGUCAGGGGAGGGAGAAGAGAAAAAUAAGAAGUAUAGGGAAGUCCUGGAAACAUCUGCACGUCGGCUGGCGUUCAUAAAUUCAGCUCACACACUAAUCAAAGGAUUUGGAUUCGAUGGCAUGGACUUAGCCUGGGAAUUCCCCGAAACAAAACCGAAGAAGAUAAAGAGCGGCAUUGGUGCUUUUUGGAGUUCGGUAAAGAAAACUAUCGCAGGGGAAAGUGUCAUCGACGAAAACGCUGAACAGCACAGAGAACAAUUUUCUUCCUUGAUUAAAGAGCUCAAGUCUACCUUCAGGCCAGAUAAUUUGUUGGUCACUUUGACCGUUUUGCCAAAUGUCAAUAGCACAGUGUAUUAUGACCCAAGAGCUCUGUCACAAAAUUUGGAUUUCAUCAUUCUUCACGCCUUUGAUUUCUACACACCACAACGUAACAAGAAACUAGCAGAUGUACCUGCACCUUUGUAUGAGCUCAUCGAUAGAAGAAAUGACGAAAAUGUAGAUGCGUGGGUAAAAUACUGGUAUGUUGACAAAAGUAAUGGAUUCAGGUUCAGGUUACAUGUUUAGGCUUAACAAUCUCAAAUAAUGCACGAGAUUUCGUAAGAAUUGUACAAUACUGGCAUGGUAGAUUUCAAUGUGUUCUAGAGAGAAAAUCGUGCAUGUUGAUAUCUUGAACUGAAGUUGCCACCCAAACCGGGUUACUUACAGCUGUACCAGUAGUUUAUUUUAUCCUUUAGGUUAAGCAAUGGAGCUCCAGCCAGUAAGCUAGUCCUAGGUAUCCCAGCUUAUGGCAGAACCUGGCAUUUGGAUCCCGAAUCCAACGUCGAAGAGCUUCCAAUCACUGGAUUGGACGGACCUGGAGAACCAGGACCUCAAACCAAGGAAGCAGGACUGCUGAGCUACCCAGAAAUUUGCACCAAGGUGGAAAAUGUCAAAGGAGGAAAAGGCGGUAGCACACCGAGUCAGUUCAAGAAAGUAUCUGACUCCAGGAGACAAGGCGUUUAUGCUUACCACAAGCCAACCGAGAACGAGGAAGAAAAGGAAGGUUUGUGGAUAGGUUACGAAGAUCCAGAAAGCGCGGCAAAUAAGGCGCUAUACGCUAAAAGCAAAGGACUUGCAGGUAUUGCAGUUGAUGAUAUAACUUUGGAUGACUUCAGAGGAGUGUGUGGCCAUAGCAGAUACGGAAUACUGAAGUCCGCUGUUAAUGCUUUGAUCUAAUGUACCAUACACACUACCAAAUAUAGCUUAUGUAUGAGUAAAAUAUAUUUAAUUUACCCCAACACCGACAAAUAUGAAAGU
Molecule: messenger RNA, 1917 nt
Organism: Acanthoscelides obtectus
Lineage: Eukaryota; Metazoa; Arthropoda; Insecta; Coleoptera; Chrysomelidae
Source: the annotation of a GenBank genome assembly